UGAAAAAAAUUUCAUUCUAGUUCCCUUGAUCUGAGGAUUGGUAGUAUAGAGCGGAUGAAGGAUGAUGUUGUGGGACGGAUGAGGGAUGAGAUGGAAGCCCUUUUAUCUGAAGAGAGUUCUGGGGAGGAGGAGGAGGAGGAUGAAGAUGAACGGGAUGAUUAUCAAAAUGGCAAGAUUGAAGGAAAGGAUGGAAAAAAGGAGAGUGUAAAAAUCCUCUACUACCAUGAGACUAGGCAGAUAGAGGAUAAGAUGACAGAGAAUGAAGCAGGAGAUGGAACACCGGUGGAUGAGGGUGGAUGGAAUGAGUAUGGAUGGAAGAGAAAGAUACCUGCCAGCAAAUUUGGUCAGAUUGUGCAAGCCCAAGGAAAAAGAGUGAAAGACAAACAGUUUACGAAAGAAAUACUCACAUACAAUGGUGGGGAAGGGGAUACAGAGGCUACACUGUAUGGUCGAGUUCAUGAGAAAGAUGCCAGGCAAAGAUUUAAUUAAUUUAGAGUUAAAAUUUUG
Molecule: messenger RNA, 507 nt
Organism: Eurytemora carolleeae
Lineage: Eukaryota; Metazoa; Arthropoda; Copepoda; Calanoida; Temoridae
Product: myelin transcription factor 1
Exons: 4
Coding region: 55-489 (144 amino acids)
Source: RefSeq, a predicted model, not a curated record